Molecule: messenger RNA, 2462 nt
Organism: Amblyraja radiata (thorny skate)
Lineage: Eukaryota; Metazoa; Chordata; Chondrichthyes; Rajiformes; Rajidae
Product: amiloride-sensitive sodium channel subunit gamma
Exons: 13
Coding region: 317-2329 (670 amino acids)
Biological process (GO): sodium ion transmembrane transport
Cellular component (GO): plasma membrane
Molecular function (GO): ligand-gated sodium channel activity
Source: RefSeq, a predicted model, not a curated record
UUACUAUCAAUAGAUAUGGACAAGCAGUAACUUCUAGCCUUGCAAGUGUUGUCCACGCCUAUUAACUAUCUGCAUAUCCUUUCUUUCAUCUCUCGAUUUCCUUGAUCGAUGGCUCAGUCAGCUCGUGGAUAUAAAGCAGUUACCCAGUAGACUAGGGAGUGGACGAAGGAGCUUCCCCAGGGUGUGAGUCCGGCAAUCGGAGCUGAGAAUCGAAAGCAGUCUCACACUGAGAUCCAGCGCUCAGUUGCCCCACUUCCCAGGCAUCAUCCCCCUUCUUAACUCGGUGACCCUCGCUCCCCACACAGGUUUAGUCGUCAUGGAAUCGGGGACAAAACGACUGAAGGAGAAGAUCAAGGAGAAGUUGCCAGUGACGGGGCCACAAGCAGAAAGCAUCUCCGAGCUGGUACGCUGGUACUGUUUCAAUACUAACACCCAUGGUUGCCGCAGGAUUGUGGUGUCUAAAGGCCGACUUCGCCGGGUCAUCUGGCUGGUGCUGACCUUUGGUGCGGUGGGUAUCAUUAUUUGGCAGUGCGCUCUCCUCAUCGCCUCCUACUACACUGCUUCCGUCACCAUCACCGUCCAGUUCCAGGAGAUGACCUUCCCCGCCGUCACCAUCUGCAACAUGAACCCAUACAGAUACAAUGAAACGAGACAUCUCCUUGAGCAACUGGACCGGGAGACUCUGAUCGCCAUCAAGGAACUUUACCACUCCUCGAACAGCCCCGACAGCAGGCUGGCCCGAGCUCGGCGAGACGCCGCCGAGGGGCUAGAGACCGGGUUGUUCCGCACCAUCCCGCUGCUGCGGGUAGAAGUUAGUCAGGGUUACACCAUCCUGUCCGACCUGGUCACCAAGAGUCACCGCAGAUACAACGGGACAUUCAGAACCCGAUCCGUACCGGGGAUCCGCACUCUGAACCGAGCCAAAACAAUCGGCUUCAAGCUGUGCGAGAAGAAACACGACGAGUCCACCUGCGACAUCUACACGUUCAACUCGGGCACGACCGCCAUCCAGGAGUGGUAUCGGCUCCACUACCUCAACAUCAUGGCUCAGGUGCCCGAACAAACCAAAGUGCAGAUGGGUUACUCCGCCCAUGACCUCAUAUUGUCCUGCUCAAUCCAGGGACAGCGCUGUGAUUCAAGGAACUUUCGCCUCAUGCAUCAUCCCCUGCACGGAAACUGCUUCACAUUCAACAGCGGAGAAGGCAGCAGUGCUCAGCGGACCAACAGCGGAGGCAGUGAAAAUGGCCUGAAGAUGACUCUGCGCAUGAACAAGAAUGAGUACAAUCCAUAUCUCGCCACCUCAAUGGGUGCUAAAAUUGUCGUUCACGAUCAGAAUGAGCAGCCCUUCAUUGAAGAUGUGGGGAUCGAGAUUCAGACUGCAACCCACACGGCCAUUGGGCUUGACUUGACUGUAUUGCAGAGGCUGAGUAGUCCAUACAGUGGCUGUACAACAGACGGACUCAACGUGCCUGUGGCAAACCUCUACAACAAAGCCUACUCUUUGCAGAUGUGUCUGCACUCAUGCUUUCAGAUGGAAAUGGUUCGAUGCUGUGGGUGUGCCCACUAUGAGAAGCCGCUGCCUGCAGAAGCGGAGUACUGCGACUACACAAAGUACCCAGGCUGGAUUUCCUGCUAUUAUAGACUGCGCAACCAAUUUAUUCAAGAGAAACUGGCUUGCCAGAAGAUUUGCCCACCUGCCUGUCAUUCCAAGGAAUGGACAAUGACACUCAGUAUUGCACAGUGGCCCUCAACACCAUCUGAGGAGUGGAUCCUUCAUCUACUGAACUGGGAAAAUGGGCUUAAUGGAAAUAAGACACUGAAAAGGGAUGAUCUAGCCAGCCUGGCCAUCUUCUACAGAAGUCUCAAUCUGAGGAACAUUACCGAGACAGCUGAAAAUAAUAUUGUCACCUUACUGUCAAACUUUGGGGGGCAACUGAGCCUCUGGAUGAGCUGCUCCGUUGUUUGCAUUAUCGAGAUCAUAGAGGUGUUCUUAAUCGACAUGUUCCUGAUCGUGGCACGGAAAGGGGUGCGGACGGCACGCAAGUGGUGGUGGAGGGAGACAGAAGAGGGGGAGCCCUCUGCAGCCGGCAGCACAGAUCAUGGGUCUCCAGUCUUCCUUAACGACGAAGACCCACCGACCUUCAACGCUGCGCUCCAGCUUCCUCGCGCUCGCGCUCACGCCCCGGACAUGCUGCCCCCCACCUAUGAAACGCUGAGGAUACGCAAACAUUUCCUCAUAGACACUCCGGCUGUGGUGUCCAGCAUUGCAUGGGUAUCUGAGGACGUCAGCAGUCCAGUAACACAACAGGACAUUGAGGGGGAGAAGUGAAUUAAUGCAGGAGGUACAAGCCAAUUCAUUGUCAGCAAGCUAGAAUAACCCAGUAACUCAGACCAAAUGCCAGAAACUACGCUGUAUUCUAAUUUUUGUGAUCUUAUCAGGAAUAAAUGCUAUUUCAAGUCUC